Molecule: messenger RNA, 4532 nt
Organism: Geodia barretti
Lineage: Eukaryota; Metazoa; Porifera; Demospongiae; Tetractinellida; Geodiidae
Source: the annotation of a GenBank genome assembly
UAUACUUGCAAACGUGGUCGUUUCUCCUAUCCCUUCGCUUCCUUGGGCUGCUGUGGCGAUGUCCCUGCAGAGAGUGGAGGUGCUGUGGUCGCCUAACAACGUGGAGGAGUUUGCCACCUACUGCACUGAGCUGAGAAUCUACAGCUUGCAGGAUGGAGCAGCGGCCAAUGCUGGAGGCACAGACCUGCCGCUGUCAUCGACAGUACAUGGUAGUCUAGUAGGCACCCUUCCCUCCAGUGUAACAUGCAUUCCACAGAACAAGCUGGUGAGCUGGCAGACCAACUCUCACUCUCCGUACAAGUUCGCAGUGGGGCAGAGCGGCGGAAAAGUUCUCAUCGUCCAAUAUGGCGGAUCAGAGCAGCUGCCACAUCAGCAGAACAGCAUCAACACACUCCACCCACGCAGCGGCAGACCGUGCAUAUGUGUUUGUUGGAACCCCACCGAAACACAGCAGUUGGCUGUAGGGAUGGACAAAGCUCGCAACGACUCCUCCCUCAUUGUGUGGGACACCACCAGUCUGUCGUCGUCAGGAGACACUCCGCCCGCCGAUCGCACCAGGACUGGGAGGUUGGGAGAGGUUUCCAUGACAACCGAUGAUGUCGCUAAAUCCCUUGAAUCAGGUCACGGUGAGGCGACCAGCUCCAUAGCAUGGUUGCCGGGGCAAUCCUCCUGCCUCGCUGCCGGCAUGGGCAACAGAUUCCUCAGAAUAUUUGACACUCGAGAGGGAGGAGGUCAGUCUAGACCAGUACAAGUGGCAAACCAUAAAGCCAUUCUUGGUCUGUCGGUCUGCCCUGCUCUUCCACAUCAGCUGGCUUCUUACGCUGAGGGUUCGACUGUGUAUAUUUGGGAUCUUCGCCACUUUGGAAAACCAAUCUACUCCUUCACUCGGUCCGCUACCAUAGAGAGGUUGUCAUGGUUACCGACUCGCCCAGACUGCCUGAGUAUUGUAUCAAAGGAACCUCCAUACCUUCACCUCGUUGACAUUCCGUCCUUUACCAGCGCAUCAGAUGCCCAGCAAGAGAUAGGAGAUCUUUACAUGGAGCACCUCUCCACACACAUGAGAGAUAGACAUCCCUACUUCAGUAGCAAAGGGCAGUACAAGAAGCUGGUGGCAGUUGAGUGGCAUCCAAAGAAAGCCAACUUAGCCCUCAUCUCUAAUAUGACAGGGUCAGGCUCUGAGAGUGUGACGUCGUCUCGGAAGAGCACGUGGGAGGCAGAGGGCGUGGCCUCGAAGGACACUCCCCUGUACCCUUACCCCAUCUACCUCAGUCCCCAGCGAAACUCCGCCCUCUUGUUAUGUGGGUGGAGUUUCGCAUCCUCCGAACACAGCCUAGAAGACUUCAUAAAGAGAGAGGAGAUGUCGGAGCGCUACGAGAGAGCAGCUGCAGUGUCCGUGUUCCGUGGCAACAUGAGACGUGGGAUCCUGACCCUCACCGACGGAGCCGACCUCGCUCGCCAGCAGGGACACCAGGAGAGAUCUUCCCAGUUGCAGCUGAUAGCUCUGUCUCUCUCGGGCUACUCUCCCCAACCGAGCCAGCUCUGGUUCUCCACGUGUCUCCAACUCAAGUGCCACGUCUCCAGUCCCUAUCUGAGAGCAGUCUUCAGCUUCCUCUGCUCCACCGGUCGAGACGACUUCAAAGACGUCACGAACGAUGCCAAGAUAUCGCUCCAAGACAGGGUGGCAUUUGCCUCCACAUACCUCGACGAUAGCAGGCUCCAACUGUUCCUCUCAACCCUCACAAAGCAGCUGGUUGACACAGGAGACAUCUCCGGGCUCAUACUCACUGGCCUCUCGGAGCCACCCUCUGACGGUCUCUCUCUCCUCAAGAACUAUGUCAACCAGACGGGGGACGUACAGACGGCGUGUCUGAUAGCUGGGCAGGUAAUGUCUGUGGUGGGGAAGGAGAGAAUGGUCCAGGGCUGGUUCCAAGGGUAUAGAGGACUGCUGGACAGAUGGCAACUAUGGAAAGAAAGAGCGGUGUUUGAUGGGGAGAGAAAAGGACGAGAUCCUCUGUUCAAACCUCCGCGACAAGCCUCAGUGAUCUGCCACUUCUGCAGCAAGGCCAUCAGUGGAGACUCACUCAGACAAGAUAGAAGAGGGAUUCAUCUGGCAUCUUCCAGGAAGGUAAGUCAACUAGUUGUCCGAACUGCCGUAAGCCACUCCCCCGGUGUUCCCUCUGUCUCCUCCACAUGGUUGCCACGGGAACGCGCCAACCAGGAGACAGAGACUUGGAAGAAACGAUGGUUCAUUCUCUCACAGAAAGAUCCAUUUGACCCACGAUCCGUGCAGCUGACAUACUUCACUGACUCGAACCUCGCAGAGAAACGAGGCACAAUCGACAUGCCCAACAUCACGCGCAUACAUCCCUCACCCUCCAAAGCCAAAGGCCACAUUUUCUCCAUCGAAAUAAAAGACAAGAAGAUAAUGCUCAAGGCAGAUGACGCCAAAACCAAGGACAUCUGGAUUGCUAAACUCUACGAGUUUGCCGGUCAUGGACAUAACUACCACGUGUCAGUCCCCAACCAGCCCCUGGCGUCCUACAACGAAGGUCUCCUCCAACUGGGCCGAUCUGAAUCCGGUGUCUCCAUCAUCCCCCCCACCUCCAGUACCUCUAUUCUCGAAAUCCCAUACUCUAAGAUCCGCAGAUUUGGAUACCAGGUUGUCAUGGAGAGCUACGAUGUCAUUUGGUUCGAGAUUUGCUCCUGCAAAGAUGACGAACAGGAAUUCGCCUUCUUUGUGGUUGCGUCUGGGAUGGACCGAGCCAUGCUCAUCGCAGGAGACCUCAAGACAAAGAUCGAGAAGGAAACAGGGAGAUUCCUGAUCAUGGAGGACGACCGACACCCAGAGUCAACUUACAUCAGUCGCGGUCACUACGGCUGUCCACCAUACCCUCGUCUUGGCAGGGAGAGGGUUCUGCAUGCAGGGCUGGUAAACCUCGAAGCUACAAAGAUAGUCGGCUCCUCAGGACUCAAGCGAAGACUCUCAGAACCAUCCACGGCACAAUUUCUACUAAACCCGGCCAACGGGAGACGAAACACGGUUCAGAGCUUACUCGGGACUAAAUCUCCCAAUCUUUCUCCACGUCACUCGCCCAUUCGCUCCCCUUCGCCUGCUCGCUCCACCUCCCCGAACACCGCGGGGACCUCUCUCCAGGACAUGGUAAGGAGACACCACAUGGAAGGCAACGUCCCCGGGUCCACUAGUGACCCUACCGCUGAUUAUACCAGGAAAACGCUCACCGCUUUCGAGCAAGGUCGAAGGUCAGACGGCGGGUACCUUGCAAUGUCGGACGGAGCUCCCAAACUCUCCAACUGGAAGAACAAGUGUCCGUCGGAUGCCAGUAUUCCGAGGAGAGGGAAACUCUCGCUCGCGGACCUGAAAAUUGACAGAGUUGGCUCCGGUGGUUCGACUAGCUCCAGUCAAGAGAAGUUCUUCCCGAGUAAGGAUUCUGGGAUCGGGACCUCGGCUGAUCUGGUCUUGGACCAGGACGGUCGCGUGGUGGCAAAUUCCUUCCACUCCUCCCCCUCCCCCUCCUCAUCCCCGUACUCCAAGGGGAAGAGGAGCCCCCACCUGUUCCGCUCCAGCUACGAUCAUCUGGAUCCACCCUCGCGAAAAACUUCACAGAGCAGCUACGAUCAUCUCCCUGAAGACGCCGCUAAUGGAGGGGCGAGCCCUCAGAGGAACGUUUGUCCACCCAUCCCCCCACGAUCGGGGGUGUCCAUGGGCGAUGCUUACAUCGAUUUCUGACUGAAUUUCUGCUGACUCGGCACACCCCACCCCACCCCACCUUCCCCAGUUUUUUGAUGCACAUCCCCAAGAAACAAAACGUGCACAUUUGAAAACAGAUUUAUGUUUCAUUUUUAUUAUAUGGAGAGAUGAUUAUUAUUAUGCAACAAUGUUCUAUAUUACUUCUGUUCACUACUCUGUGUGCAAUUGUAAAGUGUGUCGUUAAUGUUCUGACGAUAAUCAGUAAUUUGUUUCUGAAGUUAGAGGAGCGACAUGUGUGCCAAAUGAGUUAUUGAAUGCAGUCAGUAGGGCCUUCUCUCUUCUGUACAUCUGCUCGGUAAGGGACGGUGUGGAGUGACGGUAGCCCAGUAGAUGACAGAGACCAUGAGUAAAGAUGACUGGCAGUCUGUGCCCUAGCUUCACCCCCUCCCUCUCACACUCCUCCCUUAUCACCGAAAUCCCCAGAAUCACAUCGCCCAAAUUGUAAUCUUCCUCCCUUUCUUCCUGUACAGGCGGCAGGGCACCAGGUUCCGUGUCCUGAAAAAACCGGACACCCUGGCCUAACGUGCAUCUCCGCUGGGUUCAUUCCCAUACCUCAUGGUACGGGAAUGCGAGAACGUCAGUUGCCCGGUCCACGUUCCGGUACACGCGGUUCAGAUUCCGUAUACUCUCGGAUUCUACGCAGACGACACUGACGUCAUAGCGACCAGCUCCCGCUAGACCCAGAAUGAAGUUUGUCUGCAGUCGAAGCAGAUGUUCGCCGAAACGAACGCUAGACUGCAAGUUCUUCAACCAAACAGGCAUC